Molecule: messenger RNA, 5317 nt
Organism: Dermochelys coriacea (leatherback sea turtle)
Lineage: Eukaryota; Metazoa; Chordata; Testudines; Dermochelyidae
Gene: TEX55
Product: testis expressed 55
Exons: 4
Coding region: 334-909 (191 amino acids)
Cellular component (GO): nucleus
Source: RefSeq, a predicted model, not a curated record
CCAUGGCAGGGCCCCGCUCCCCUGCGGGGGAAGCUGCGGCCCACUCCCGGCGGUGGCACGAGCUCAGCACGUGUCCGUCCAGCCCUGGAACUCAGGCCCCUUCCGCCCGAUUCCGAGAUGGCCGGCAGGAGCCGUAAGGCCGGGCAGCCACGUGACCACCCCGGGCUUCGGCCCCGUCCCAGCUCCCCGCGCACAAAGGGGCCGGAGCUAGAGGUCAGCCGUUCCCAUGGCGAUCGCUGCUAGCGUCUCUCCCCCCGCCCCCACCAUACGGUGGGCGCCGAGAGACAGAAAAGGCCGGGGCGGCUGGGCGAUGACACGCGCUUCAGCUCCGGGAUGGAGGGGCCGGGCCAGCCUAAGCCUGAAGAAGUAGGAAUGACUGAAGUGCAGGAGCCUGUUGAAUCACCAGCAGCAGUGAUUGAGUCUCCUCGGGAAGAGUCACCUAUAGUUGAAUUGCCAACAUCAGUGGACCAGUUACCUACAGAUGAAUUGCCAGGGUCUGUGGCCGAAUCAUCUGUGGCUGAAUUGCCAACAACUAUGGUCAAAGCACCUGUGUAUGAAUUGUUACCAUCUGUGGGCAAGCCACCUGUGGCUGAACCAGCAGAGACUGUAGUCGAAGCACCUGUGGCUGAACCAGCAGAGACUGUAGUCGAAUCCCCAGAAGCUGAAGAGCCUAUGGUGUAUGAAGACCCCUUUGAAGUUUCUCUUAUGUACAUGGAGAAACAUAACAUUCUGCAGAUAUUUCAGGAGAUCACUGAAAACUUGGUGUAUGAGAAGCCCGAUGACCCCUUGCAGUUCAUGUUGCUGCAGGUGCAGUCCAUGAUGAACAAGCAGCUGGAAAUGGAGGAGGAGGAGGAGCUGGGCGGUGACAGCUUCUACACAGCAGAGAACUUUUCUGGUGGCCACCAGUGACUUUGGCAACAUGGUUGUUAGCACAGGGCCUCUGGCUAACACUGCACUUGCACACUUGGUAGAAAUUAUUUUCAACAGGUCUGAUGGUAACUGAGCUUCCUGGCUUCUCUUGUUCUGGGUGCUGUGCUUCCAACUGCUUGUAAAUUAUGCGACUGCAUGUUAUCGAUACACAAACCUCCUAAGAAACACAAACAAACACACACACAACCCUCUGAACAUUCCUGCCAAACCCACCACACAGCUUGUACACACAGAGGCUACUUUUCUGUGAACACAGACUCUACAGCUCUGAUCACACACAUGCACAGACAAUAGCACAAACCCACAGCAACCAGACUUAAUGGCUAUAGACCCAACCACCCUUGAACACUUGCACAUGUUUAUACCGUCUCUGUUCUGUUUUGGUGGGUGGUCUGUCGUAUAACACUCCACUACAUAACAGUUUGGAACUCCAGUGUCCACACUGGGAGGGGCUGUCUCUGUCCCUCUCCCUCCCAGAACCCCCUUGUCCCACACUGGAAGGGGCGGUCUCCCCCUCAGCUAUCCUUGCUGAGUUCAGAUCACUCUGUCCUUCUGCAUUCUUCUCUCUGCCGUGGCAUGUACAAUUCCUAUACACACACAACUAGAAGGUGAAGUUAAGGUUGCAGGGACAUAUGUGUGGCUUCAGAGCAUAUCACCUCUUAAAAAUACUAGUUGAAUAAAAAACAAAAACAACUGUUAGAAACCCAGGACAUUUAGAGUUAAAAGCUACUUCUCAAACAAGUAACUCAAAUUACCGUUAUCUAUCUAUCAUUCAAGUUGCUUAUACGUAGGGUGACCAUAUUUCCCAAAAGGAAAACGGGACACCGUGCAGGGGUGGCCCAAGCACCCGGUACCCCUCCCCACCACGGAGCUGGCUGGAGCCACUCACCGGAGCCUCCUCCACUGCCCAUGGGGCCUGAGCCACUCACCCAAGCCCUGCCCUCCCAUUAUCCAUAUGGUGUCACUGCUUGCUUGCGCCCUGCCUGCCCCCCCGGCAGUGCCCUGCCUCCCACCCCCUGCACCAGGCUAGCAUCGCCACUCCCCCUACCUCACGUUCCUCCACACCCCACUUUUUUGACACAAGUGGGCAUUUGUCACGUUUGUUCUUGCCAACUGAUCAAAUUGGCAAGACCAAACGAGACAAAUGCCUACUUUUUCCAAAAAAGUCAGGACGGCCGGGACAGGGCUUAAAAAAGGGACUGUCCUGGCCAAAAAGGGACAUGUGGUCACCCUACUUAUAUGUUCCUCAUCACCAUAGUAUCUGAGUGCCUAUCUCUGCCCCCUAGAAAAGUUUGCCUAUACUGCAGGCAAAGAAAGAUGGUAUAGAAAAUGAGUACUGUAGAACACUGGCUUUAUAAUUGAUUUCGUGCAUACCUAUCUCCAGUACUUCGUGUGCUGUUCUGGCACCAGGCUGACCUUUGCUCUUUUUAGGUAAGUGCUUUAAUUGCAUGAUCUAGGUCUUUGAGGUUUAUAUAUAGUCACAUGCUAGCUCUGUAUCUAAUGGCAUUUGAAUAGUUACCUAAUGCCGGUCCUUUCCACUCAAGGAUCUCCAAGCACUCAGAACUAUUAGUUAAUCUACUGUAUUCCAUUUUAGAGGCACGUGAGUACCAUCUUUCUUUUACAAAUAGAGCAUGAUCCUGUAAGGCAUGGAGGACCAGAUUUUUAUGGAUCUUUAGGUGUCUAAAGAUGCUAAUAAGCACCUCGUGGGUUUUUAAAGUGUCCUUAGCAGGUUAAGUAUCAGAGGGGUAGCCGUGUUAGUCUGGAUCUGACUAACACGGCUACCCCUCUGAUACUUGACACCAUGCAAGGCACUACAUUUAGCCGUAUGGAGUGGGAAUCCAUCAACCUCAUGAAGAAACUUGCACAAGUACAGACAGAUAUCAUCUUCCUUUCCAAAUGCAAAUGGAUGGACAUCAUACCAAAUGGACUGAAGGUGAAAAAUCCAUUGCUAUCUACAUACUGCACAGCAGUUCAUUUGCAAAUUUGACACCAUCAGCUCAGGAUUAAAUAAAGACUGUGAAUGGCUAGCCAACUACAAAAGCAGUUUCUGCUCCCUUGGGGUUCACACCUCAGCUGCUAGAAGAGGGCCUCAUCCUCCCUGAUUGAACUAAUCUCGUUAUCCCUAGCCAGAUUCUUGCUUCCAUAUUUAUACCUGCCUCCGGAAAUUUCCACUACAUCCAACGAAGUGGAUAUUCACCCACGAAAUCUUAUGUUCCAAUACGUCUGUUAGUCUAUACGGUGCCACAAGACUCUUUGACAGGUUUCAGAGUAGCAGCCGUGUUAGUCUGUAUCCAUAAAAAGAAAAGGAGUACUUGUGGCACCUUAGAGACUAACAAAUUUAUUUGAGCGGAUACAGACUAACACAGCUACUACUCUGAAACCUGUCAAAGAGUCCUGUGGCACCAUACAGGACUCUUUGCCGCUUUAGCAGGUUAGGUACUUAACUCCUAUUGAAUCACUUAGGCACUUUUGACAUUCCCAUUAGGUGCCUAUCUGGCCCUGAGUGCCCUCAACACCUGAGAGAAUUGGACCCUUAAUGAAAUAUGGGGGAAUGAUUGUUUUCAACCUGGUGGUAUUUGUCUAACCAAGACUUUUUGUAAAACACUUUGAUGUACACUGAGUCUGAUUGUUAGGAAGGCUGGAAAGCAGCAGCAUUACUGUAUGAUUAAGACUGAGGCUUUCUAGCUUUUUGUGGCCACCUAUCAAAGGAAACUUUAUUUGAGAUGGAUAAGUUAGUGUGUGUUUCUGAUUCUUUUGCCAGAAUAUUGCUGUGAAACAGAGUUAACAUGCCAGGGGUGCCUGGCUUAAAAAAUGCAACUUUAACUUUAAUGAAUUUACUGAGUUUCUAACAUUUAAGUAUUGUGUUUUGUUGUUUGUUUUUUAAUUUCUAACAUUCCUGAAAGGCCAUGUGUUGUGCCUGCAGCUGUAACUUCACAUUACUGAAGUUUUUUGUGGGGGCGAUUUCCUCAGUUUCUUUUAAAUAGCCCUGAGGUUGGCUGGAGAGGAGCCCUGGCCUAUUCCCACAAAUCCUAUGAGUUUUGCAAGAGGGGAGGCUCAAACUGGCAGUCCUUAGGCGGUCCAGGGGAAAGAAUACCUCUUUGGUCUGCUGAUUGCAUCAACUCCUACUACUAACAUCUCCACCCAUUCUUGGAGGGGAGGCUUCCCAUGGGUGCACAUAAAGGGAGCUGAACUCCUGCAAAUUUCUGUAAGUCCACAGGAACAAGGCUCUUCUCCUGCAGGGAACAGGAAUAUAGCUCCAUUCCUUUCAACUGCAUGAUGUUUGAAGGACUGGAGCUGGCUGCCUAUGGUUGGCAAGAGAGUUGGGUGAGGACUGUAGAACUAAGAAAAACCUCCCUCUUGGUCCUCAGGAGGUCCACUAGGAGAAAGGACUGGCUGAGAACAGGACUUUGAUGGGGGCAGCCAUUACCCAUUCCCCUGAACUUCCUGCAGCCCACAGAAAUAGGGAGACCUGCUUGUGAACCUUCCAGUGGAAAAAUCUCUUUUUCCCCCCCUUUGACAAGCCUUCUGAGUUGACCACAUUACACUUUUAGCUCUAUCUCUGCAAGGAAAAGGGCUGGAGGCUUACCUUUUUUAAAAAAAUGAAAGCUAAGGUCUCCAGCAAUCAUAUGAUGUCUUGUAUUCAGAUUGCCAGAGAUGACCUUCCUGGCAACAUUACAGAAUGAAAUUUAAAUAAUUCUUAAAAUCAAAUUUUAAACACUACAUUUUGGACCUGGGUAUCUCAGCUAAGGGAGUCCAGUAAAGUAGAUUUUAUCACAGUCCUUUCUAUCAGAAGAAUUAUGUGGAACCCUGGACAUCUCUAUUUAGGAUGUCAUAAUCAGAACCCCCUUCUCUGAUUUGCUUCAAAUUAGAAAAAAAAAAUCUACCUCAGCCCUAGAUAUAACCAGAAAAUUUUGAGGGUGGUAUUCUUUGCGGGGUGAGGGGAGUUCAGUCAAGGAAAGAGGAAGCAAAUCAGAGUUUAAAAAGGAAACUUAAUUGCAGUCUUACCUUUGGAAGGGCUGUCCCUAUUCUGUAACGAUUCCCCCUAAACCAUGGUUCCCUGUUGAUAAGUAGAUACAGAGUGGCACAACUAUCUCUAAUAGCAACUGGCAAACUUCUUGUUGUCUUCAAUGCUCUGAAGGAACUCUCAGUUCACUGUGGGACAUGGUACCAUCCCACAGACUAUUUCAUAUACAAAUCUGACUAUUCUAUAUAGGUUCUUAAACUGUGCUCAUCACCGUAGUACCUGAGUGAUUUCCAGUGGUUUAUUAAGCAACAUGACUAACAUCUGUCACACAUUGUUAGCACAGUUGUCAACUUUCCCGUGGUAAAUAAGCACACUGACUUUCACAAUAAGCCAAAAAUCAAGCUAAUCUCAUUUUAAAACAAG